This is a messenger RNA of Linum tenue, 401 nucleotides long. The record is from the annotation of a GenBank genome assembly. Lineage: Eukaryota; Viridiplantae; Streptophyta; Magnoliopsida; Malpighiales; Linaceae.
UUCUAGAGUAUGAUAUGUUAACUGGUGGAGAGACAAAACGACUUGUGGACAUUCCAAAUCCUAACCUGGACUCCAAGAUAGGAAUCAUUCCUUUUGGCCACCCCAGUUCACUUUACAGAAAACAUUCAGACAGGGCUGUGAAACAAGAGACACAGAUUAAUCUAAUAACAUUCUGAGUUCCUAAUCCUUCUCCUUCGAUAAACUCCAAUAACUUAGCUCCAAAACCAAAUCACGGUCAGCUUCCCCAGUACAGAAGCAGCACAAUCCCAGCAAACUUCCACCAUAUACCCAGUUCUCGUCUCAACAGAGCAUUCGCUCCAGAACCAACAGACCUACUCCACACGAAAAUGCAGGGGAAAACACCAUAAGUGGCAUAUACACGUUAAAAGCUUAAAUCAGAG